AUACUGGAAAAUGAAACGUAAACUUCUGUCCAGUCAAGAUGACAAUCUGCUUAGCCUGACGUCAACAGACCCUGAAGUGGAAAGUUCAGUAAGUGAACCAUCAGUUGUGGAAUUCAGUCCAAAAAUUUCAGUUGCAGUUGACAGCAAACUGUCGAAUCUGAGUGAUCAAAAAUGCUCAUUCACGUGGCCAUCUGCAAUCAGUUUGUCUCGUUAUUUCUGUUCACAUCCUGAAGUUGUUUCUGGGAAGAGAAUUUUAGAAUUGGGUUGUGGGACUGGAGUGCCUUCAAUUGUUGCAUUAAAAUUAGGCGCCAAAAAAGUCAUUUUAACAGACACUGAAACCUCGUUUGCAGCAAGAACUAUUCAAUUGAAUGAUUUGAUAAGUUCCGAAAACGUGAAGUUUUUAAAUUAUAACUGGGGAUCAAUAUCGCCGUUACUACAUGACGUCGGAAGUAUCGACUUGAUCAUUGCUUCUGAUUGUUUUUACGAAAGUUAUCAAUUCGAGUUGCUGAUAAAAACAGUUGCCUACCUAAUCAAAUUGAAUGAAGGUGCCAGUUUUGUGUUCUCAUACCCACUUCGAGAUGCGCUGAAAUCUCUAAGAUGGAUUUUGAAAGAGUAUAAUUUACAUGGAUUUUUAAUUCUUAAAGAUCAGGUUGAGUCUUCUGAAAUUUUACUAUGCUGUAUUCGUAGAUUAAAGUAG
Molecule: messenger RNA, 697 nt
Organism: Symsagittifera roscoffensis
Lineage: Eukaryota; Metazoa; Xenacoelomorpha; Acoela; Convolutidae
Product: histone-arginine methyltransferase METTL23-like
Exons: 1
Coding region: 11-697 (228 amino acids)
Cellular component (GO): nucleus; cytoplasm
Source: RefSeq, a predicted model, not a curated record